This is a messenger RNA of Porites lobata, 8896 nucleotides long. NCBI's taxonomy places the organism in Eukaryota, Metazoa, Cnidaria, Anthozoa, Scleractinia, Poritidae. The record is from the annotation of a GenBank genome assembly.
AUGGCGGACCAAUCGACGAUUUGUUUGGCGAGAAGUGUUGAAGUGGCAAGAAGAGAACUAAAUAAUCUACGGCGUGAUUUGAAUUCCAUGAAAAAGAUGUUUAUUCAAAAGUUUAAGGAAGUUAAAGAAUUGAUCGAAAAAGGUGAGACUAAAACUUUGCAUAGGCAUUGUCUUUAAUAUCCCUUGAGACGGACCUUUUGUGACUCCCUACCUUACAAUAUAGAAGAUUAGCCCAUGCUCGAUAUAUUAAAACUCUAACGUAUCUCCGAGGCUUUAGGGAUAAAAUUGCGAUUUUUUAAAACUUCAUUGUCUCGCAAAUCCCCGAAGAGACUUGAGCGCAAAGAAAAUCAAAUAUAGAAAAAUGACCAGAAAGCCUCGGAGUCAUGUUAGAAUUUUAGAAGCAACUACAGAACAUAGCCAUGUUUUAAGGGCUUAAACAAAAGUGGCUCAGUGGCUCUCUAGUCAUGACAAGUGUUUAAAGAACAAGAAAGAUAUAAGACAUAUAAGACAUAAAAGUAUAAAAUUUAAAGAGAAAGUAAAGGUAUGUGUUUUUGUGGCUCAACAACAGCAACAACAACAAUAACUUUAUUUAUCCAUGGUUAAGAAAUCAUCAGGCCAAGUGAACUACUAAAUAAUUGUAACCUACUUAACUAAUUAAAACUUUAACUAAUUAACUGUAAGAAAUUGUGUCUGCUUUACAUGAUUGCCGUGAUUAUCAACAUAUUUCAUUGGCUUGAUGGCUCGUCAGUCGAGGUUAGUGUCUUAAAGAAUGAGAAAGGUAUGUAUAAUGGUGGCUUGGUGGUUCUUCAGUCAAGGUUUCAUAGUUUAGUGGCUCAAUGACUUGGUUGCUCGUCAGUCGGGACAACCGAGCCGCCCACGACGCCUAGAAGAUUUGCCUUGUAUUCUAAUUCUGUGGUUAAGCCAAAUUUUACCAUAUGGAAUGUGGGCUAAUGAACAAAUUGAAGGUGUCAUACAGCUGAAAAACUACCUCGUGAGUAGUGUUUUCUGCAGGCCAGACACUAUGCUAUGAAGAGAGAGAAACCACUGUGAGAGACCGUUUGCUUUUCCAUUGAUCAUGAGUAUGUGCACCCAUGUGACACUUAUGGCAAAAUGUCAAAUGACAUCACUUUCUCUUAUUUUACAAGAAACAUAUGACUCAACGGCAACAAGAAUGUAAAAAAAAAGGUUUAAUAAGCGAAACAACAACUUUGCAAGUGCAUCACACUUUUUUGUACAUUUCUUUGCCGUUUUUGCACCACUAUAGCAUAGUAAUGCCCAAUUUCAUGUUUUAUAGAGAAUGUAAGCAAACAACAACGAAAUUUUAUUUCUCUCUCAAGUUUGGUUCACUACAUUUGACAAAGGCAGUGGGUAGAAAUAAUCGCGAUAAAAACUGAAAGAACUUAAAUUUACAGCAGGCUCACGUUAAGAAGAUGCAUUUCUGGACAUAAGUGGAGACAUGUUAAGGCAGCAGUUAUAAUCAUAGGCAAAUGGGUGAGAGCCCUGACUUGUUUUUAAACAGGUUUUACCUGUUCGAAGUUGUGAAGUCGCGAAUCGAGCUCAAAUAAACGGUUACAUUAUACGCCCUUAGUUCCGUUAAUAGUCCUCCUACUAGUCUGUUGUACACUGUCCUGUAUGCAAAUCAAGUACCUUUUUGCUUCGAAUGUUAACGCUCAUUCCGCAUCUAAUUAUCGUACACUAAGUCCCUUGAGACCCGACACUACAUCUCCCCCUUUUUUUCUAGUGUGGCUCAAAGUCUCUGUAAGUAGUGUUCCAAGUAGACGUUCUUGCACGCGCUGAUCUUCUUGGCCCGCUUACUGCAGUAUCGUCUGGCUGCUGUUGAUGUCCCCCCGUUUCCGUCGCUCCUAGGGAUGUCGGUGGACCAUCUGGCUUGUUAAGUAGACCGCCAAUUGUCAUCUCACUGGAUGCGCCGAGGUUGUCGGGUUGCAAACGCAAAUCUUCCCUGGCUCCUGUUUCAGUUUCUUCCACACUGGAUGUAUCCAGACCUUCUUGGUCCAAAUCCACAGCUACGUACUCAUCCUCCCUCGCGUGCUUCAGCAACUUACAAUGGGAUGAAUUCCGGAUUUAAUCUCCCUACCCCUUUUCACGGUGAUCAUACUUCCUUUCACGCCUAUUACUGAGAAGGGACGGGGGUCAAAUGCUGGGGUGAGAACUUCUGCUUUGCUCUGCUUCAAAAGAACUUGGUCUCCAACCACUACAAGGCUUUCCCGGGCGUUCGGCCUCUUGUCCGCGUACUCUUUCAUCUGCUUCUUUUUAGCCGCGUCUCUUUGUCUGAUGGGGUCGUAUGGAAUUUCUCCUACGGGUAUGAUCCUUUCCGGUAGCUUCCUCCGUAGCUCUCAGCCGAACAUGAGCAUGUCAGGGCUUUCCUUUGUCGCUGGGUGGGGCAUGGCGCGAUAACUGCCAACCGUUCUUUGCACUCCCACCCGAAUAGCUUUUCCUUCAAGUUUAGAAAUUCUCGCACUCUUCUUGAGGGUUUGCAUGAAACGCUCCACGUCACCAUUAGCUUCAGCCCACCCAGGAGUGACCUUUCGGUGUCUGAACCCUUGUUCCUGAGCAAAGUUCGCAAACUUUGAACCAUUAAACGGGGGCCCAUUAUCCGAUUUGAUCUCUUCGGGGAUUCCGUACGUGUUGAACACGCGCGUAAAUGGGGGGAUAACGUAAACUCAACGGCUGGAUACCUGGCAUACUGGUCCCAAAAGACCAACGCCAUGUCUUUGUUUCGUACACAUGGGCACGGAGUAACUGCUUUGUACGAACAAUCCCUUGGUGGCCUUCGUGAGCAAUCUUAACCAUGGCUUCCCUGAGUGCCUGAGGCACUACAAUGCGUUCACCGCGGAGAACGAGCCCAUCAACUACGGCCAGUUCUUUGAAAACGUUAGAGUACUUCCUCAAGUCUGCGUCUUUAUGGACUAUACUCUUCUCUUCGACACACUUAAUCAGUUUCUGUAAUUGCUUGUCAUUUCCCAUUGUCCGAGCGUAUAUAACUUCUCCUCUGGAUUGGUGUCAGUUUCAUGGCUUUGUCGGUCUAUUUCAAUUCUUUCCGCUUGCUUAUCCGACAUUUCCUGGGCUCUUGCGAAAUCCAGGGCUUCCGUUAUGGUAUGAGGUUUGCUAAGCAACCGUGGUCUGAUCCGCCUCGAUUUUCCUUUCUCUGUUAACUGCAGUUGAAUUUCAACAUCAUGCCAAUCCGUCGGAAAAUCGCAUGGACCCGCUGCUAGUUUCAAACGAGUAGCGAAGUCAUCGUAUGACUCCUCUUUCUCUUGAGCUAGCUGCCGAAACUGGCAUAUGUUGAAUAGGUGAUGUUUUCUGGAUUCAAAAUAUUCCAUGAGUUUCUCAGCGGCGGUUUCGAAAUCCUCACCGGUGUCUUCUAGGGUGUCAAAAAUAUCUUGUAUUUUUGUCCUGCACAAUGUAAAAAUAAAGCUCUUUUCCUUGCUUUAUCCUUUAUGGUCAUUCCACGUAUUUUCUGAAGCGCGAACCCACCGAAGUUGGAUCCAUGUCCGUAAUUCAGGUUUGUAUCGAAACCAGCCAUUUUCCAAGAAAUAGAGGAACUCCUCGUCGCCAAUGUGAAGUCGCGAAUCGAGCUCAAAUAAACGGUUACAUUAUACGCUCUUAGUUCCAUUAAUAGUCCUCCUACUAGUCUGUUGUACACUGUCCUGUAUGCAAAUCAAGUACCUUUUUGCUUCAAAUGUUAACGCUCAUUCCGCAUCUAAUUAUCGUACAUUAAGUCCCUUGAGACCCGACACUACAGAAGUUAAUUUUUUUUGUCCGAUGUUUAGCGCCUUUUUGGAAUAUUUUAGGGUAAACUGAAUUGAAUUUUUGUUAUUAGUCAUACGUUAAGUUUUAUAUUCACGAUACUUACCAGCUUCACACGCACAUUUUGGACUGACGGAUGUGGUCUUUCAGGGGGGCAAAAAAGUGGUAAAAUUUGCCAACAUGGAAAAUCACGGUUGAGUUUGUUUACUCCCUCUAAACGAUUCAACAAUUUUAGCCAUGUGCAAAAUGCACAGUUUGAGUUUGGAAAAAGUUUUAUGUUAAAUAUUUGCUUGCUGUGAGGACAUCUACUCACCUACAGUCCUUACUGUAUCCAAAAAAGUAACAAUGAACACUCCUAUCCAGAAUUUGUCAUUAAUGUCUUUAAGAUACCGGUAAAUAGUUGUUCAUUUUCUGUUGUCUAGAAUAAACAAACUUGACUGUGAUUUCUUGUAUUGGCAGAUUUUAUAACUUGUUUGCCCCCUGAGAAACCAUGUGACAUUGCUUUUAUCCCAUCAGUCCUUGAGAGCAAGCAAAGAUGGCAGGUGUUGUGAAUAAGGUCUACUGUCCUGGAUGCGUGGGAUCAAUGUCGAUAGUCUGCAGGCAUGAUAUGAGACUCAGGUAUAAUGCAUGAGAGUUGGCAGGUAUCUGGACAUUCUCAUGCUGACCUUCUGACUCCAGUCAGUGUUAGGUCGGCAGUCUGUUGUUGCUCCAACCAAUUACUGUUUGGGUAAAAGUGGGGUGGGGCUUUCAAGUGAGUUCUUGGUAUCAUGGGAUGAGGUUAAUGUACACAACAUUAUAUAACUCCCUAUGACAGUUUAUCAAGAGAGCCAACAGCUUUUUGUAAGAUUUUUUGCCUACUGUAAAAUUUUUGAUAAACAUAUUUAAUAAUGAAACACAAGAUUAUCAUGAAUAUAAUACCCUCGUUCAUGGCUAAUGAUAAAGUGUGCGACAUUAUCACUAAUACAAGUCCACCAUUCCAAUUCAUUAGUUCAAUGUGGCUGUCAAAGUCGUUGUUAGUACAGUAGCCUUGGUAAAGUUUCAUGGCCCAUAUGGGCGCAUGACCUGUAAGGAAGCCUUGCUUAGGGAAGAUGGGGAGUGAUGGUACGUAGACUUUCUACGUUACUCUGGCAGAACUCUCAUUUCAAACAGAUGGGGUUGCUCACUGGAAUUUCAGAAUAAAAAAAUGGAGCAUUUAUAUACCUGGAGGUUCUCCAAAGUUGACCACAUUUUCCAAAUCCAGCCUACCCCUACCAAGGGAGAGUAGUAGGACAGAGAGGGAAUCUUACGGCGUUGCCCUGGAUAUGUCAAUUUUUUGACCCAGGUGGCUUGAUUAAUUUUCCUUUUUUAUCAAUAUGGUGAGACUGUGAGGUGAUCAUCUUUUUUUAACCCAUGGAUUACACGUAGCGUAAGGAACAAGUUAUUGUGGGCACCGCGAUAUGCAAAUGUAUCACUCGGGUGUAGACACCGUUCAUAAUUAGUCAGCUCUGCACAAAAAUGCCCGAUAUCAAAAUGACAACUGUCGUAGAUCGAUCAUUCCCAUACUGCGAUCAAGAAGUGCAUUGUGCCUAGAGCUUUUGAUGUUAUGAUUUUGUAACUUCCAUGGGGCGAUAAUUUGUCUUCCUGUGGACUUUGAAUGUUUUAAAUUAGCACUAUAGCCAACUUUGAGACAGACGUUUAUGAACUUUUGAAGCUUUUUGACUUGUCAGGGAAUAAACAUGACAAAAAGAUCAGCAAUUGCUCUUCAGUUCCCAAGUUGGUCCAAGCUCACGUUUCUUCCAUGAGUCUCACGAUUUUUUAACUUUUCUCCCGACAAGACUCCCAGUCUCAUGGUUUUUAGUGAAAUAUCAUUCUGAAAUGAAAUGUUUCUUUGUUCAAUAAAAAUGGGAAUGUUUACUGUUGCUGAAUCGUAAUUGAUUCUCCUCAUUUAAACGAAUACCAAGUGAUACAAUGCCGUCAGCAAGAGACUUCACGGCGGUUUUGCAUGACACUUGUCGGCCAUAUGCUCUUCAAAUGCGACGAAAUGAGUUAAAGCACGGCUUUUACUGUCAAAACCCUGCUUGUUUUGGUAGAAUAUAUCUUUCAAUUCUUCGUACUAAAUAAAGCUCUACUAGCUUAAAACAGCAUCCACCGGCAGAAUUUCAUGGGCAAAAAAUGUGAGAUAUCAUUAAUUUGACGCAAAUGAGUAUAGUUUGUUCUCAUGGCGCAAUAGAUAUCAUGUUGCUCUCCAGCGCUAGAGGUCUGGGGUUCGACUCCCGACCAAGGAAACUCUUUCUUUUUUCUUCGUUGUUUUGUUGUUUUUGUUUCUCUUUUUUAAAAACUUAUUUUCAUUUUUUGGCGGACUUGAAUUACAAGUUAAUUAUGAGCUUUUCAUUUCUAAAAUAAUUAAUAAUAAUUAUUUAUUAAUCCACAAGUUACCCAUAGGCACCCUUUAAUUGGUCUUGUUUUUCAGGUAACAGGAAUGGCUUUCCUGGGUGGGGAAAUUGGGGUAAACACCAUAUUUUGUUUUGAAAAAAUGAUCUAAAAGGAGUCAAAGUUGUUUUACAUUUAGGCAGUUACACCACUCAGGCCUUGAAAUUGUGGCCGGUCAACAGACAAUGUUGGGGUUGAAACUAGCCCUUGUCUCAUCAAAUCUUUAGAUGACUGGAUCUUUGUUCCAGUUGUUUAUCCUUCUAAUGGAAAAUUCAAUCAUUUAUUCAGGAGGGACCUGCUGUAGAAAUGAAGCUUGCAAGAACCCCCAAAUAUGGCAUAAUCAAGAACAAAGAGUAUUUCAUUCAGAUAUGAAACCAAUCGGCUUUGUUGAAUCAUGCUUCAAUGAGAAAAAUGGGAUUCCCAGACAACCAAGUGUGUGCCCAUCAGCGAAGGCAAAGUUGUGUGUGACUGUGGAAGGAUUUACUAACCCUGAACACUCUUUAGAAGGAUUGGAGAAGUUUUCACAUGUGUGGUGAGUUUAUAACGCACGGUUCAAUAGGGGCACCUAACGACUUUUUUCUGCAAAAUAAUUGUUUGCAGGAGCAAGUAGAAAUUUGCCUAGAAAUUUGUAAAGACCUACAUGUAGAAAGGCUAAAUAUUUCUGGACAACCAUUCCAUUUGUCUAAGAUAUUUCGAGGUUUUCUACUAAUUCAACUAUGUUUUUUUGCGAUUGUGUUUUUCAUUUAAUUAUAUUACCAACUGAGAUAUUGCGAUUAUUAUUUACAGAAAAAAAGGUUCUGAAUUUUUAGAGUACAUUACUUGUUUCAGUCCCCCAGAAUCUUCUAAUGAAAGUAUGGCUGCUCCAUGUCCCUGAACUUUCGACAAGAUUCAGAUGGGUGGUGGACAGAACACUGACCCCCAGUCCGUGGACUACCUCCACUGACUACUUAUGUAUGGACUAACCUAAACUGGACUACGGUGCUGAAGUUUAGUGAUUACAGUUAGGAUACUGAGUGAAUCAGGUUCCAUUUAGGGUCAUCAUACUGGGAAAACUGGCCUGAAAUGUGAUUCACUCGGUUUCCUAACCCUAAUCACAAAACUUCAUGGUGCAAUCCAUUUUAGGGUAGUCCAUAGGGGUGCUCAUGCAGUCCAUGCACUCGGGGUCUGUGUUUUGCCCACCACUGAUUCGGAUGAGAAACAAGAAAGCUAAUUAAAACUUUGGUGAGCAUCAAAGUUCCCUUAACACAUCCGAACAGAUAAGUAGUUUUUAGGACAGCUUCAAAUGAACCAAAAAGGCUUCUUAAGCAUUGAGAGAACCAUUUGAGACACUUCUGUUGUAUUAGGAAACAUUCGCCCCUUGGGUGCCCCUGAUAAAAAUGUGUUUACUUUUCUCUGUUCCUGCUUAUUAUCAUGUACAUCAACUCUUUCCUUCCUUGUUAUGGGGCAGCAGAAGACUCUUGACUGGAAAUGCAGGAAAUUAGGGCACCGUUUUGGGUGGUUUGUUUCCUUACACCUUUUCUGUCACUGCAAUAAAUGUGCAGCGGUUUGCUUGUAAUCCAAACGUUGUAACAUGAUUUGUUUCGUACACUUUAGGGUCAUCUUUUUGUUUCACAAGAACACCAACAAAGCCAUCAAAGCAAAAGUCAAACCACCUCGUUUAGAUGGUGGAAAGGUAGGGGUGUUUGCAUCUCGCAGUCCGCACAGGCCCAACCCUAUUGGACUAACAUUGGCAAAGCUCGAUGGCAUCAUUGGCAACACGUUGUUAUUGUCUGCUGUAGAUCUACUACAUGGAACUCCGGUACUCGAUAUCAAACCUUAUGUCCCAGAAUACGAUCAGCCAUUAGCUGUCGACAGCAAGGGGAAAGUGGAAUCUGAAAGCAGUGACGUAACUUUGUCCAGUAGCCAAGAUGUCUUACAAAUGCAAGAAACAGUGAAUGAACUUUCACUGAACUCUGUUUAUGAAGAAGUAAACCAAUGGCAUGAAACACCAAAUCUAGAAAACCUGGAAUCUAAGGCAACAUCAACAAAUAUUGCGGAAUGGAUAAGGAAUCCCCCUGUUAAGAAACUGAAUGUUAAAUUCUCUGUUGAGGCCGUAGCGCAAGUCAACCAUUUCCAUGGUAACUUGUCACAAGGAGAGGACUCACAAUCUGAUGAAUUGGCUGAGGAUGCCAAUAGCCCAGUGUACUUACAGAGGUGUAAUUGCACUUCAAAGCCUGAAGAGUUGUUAAAGAGCUUUACCUGUAAGAGGAAUUGUAAGAAUGAAACCGGCAGUGACAGUAUAGUUUGUUCAACUGAAAGGGAUUGUAGUAAUAUUGAUGAGAAAGACACCGAGGUGAUUAACAAUUCCAAAGAUGAUGUUUUAGAAAGAGUGUUUACUGCUCCUAGCCCUGUUGUAAGCGAAAACGACAACGAAACUGUACAAGAAAAAGUCGGUGAAACUUCUACGCCUUUAUGUCGUGGCGAAGUUCAGCAGUCUCUCGGCCCGUGCAUAUAUCAACUAAAAAUGCUCUCGUCGCCAGAGGAGGCAAAGCAAGCCAUAACCGAUAUUCUGAAAGCAGAUCCCAGGUCAGUAUACAGACGGAACCAUUGUCAAGAUCAGUUAUAUCGCUUUAGCAUUGAUACAAUGAAUAUUACUUGUAAAUUUGAGGACUCUUCGGUUAAGGUUUUACAAAUAGAACCUGUGUACUUCAGAGAACUGGACAGAAACUACCGCGAUUAA